Salvelinus sp. IW2-2015 is the source of this 956-nucleotide messenger RNA. Its product is annotated as ELL-associated factor 2-like. The record is from RefSeq and is a predicted model, not a curated record. Gene Ontology annotation, biological process: transcription elongation by RNA polymerase II; regulation of DNA-templated transcription. Gene Ontology annotation, cellular component: super elongation complex. Lineage: Eukaryota; Metazoa; Chordata; Actinopteri; Salmoniformes; Salmonidae. Gene Ontology annotation, molecular function: transcription elongation factor activity.
UUGAAGUCCAUAAUUCGGUCAUAGAUGGUAUCGAAUGGAGGUGGAAAGUAUCAUGUUUGUUAACAUAUGGUUGAMACCUUUAUUAGAAUAUGAAUGCAAUAACAUACUCAAACUUUGAUAAUCAAGAACAUGUUUUGAAAUUAGGCGAAACAUUUGAGAAACAACCCAAAGGCGCUUACCACACGGUGAGAUAUGACUUUAAACCAGCCUCCAUUGACACCGCCUGUGUGGGGGAGCUGGAGGUGGGAAAAGGAGAACAAGUUACUAUCACACUGCCCAAUCUGGAGGGAUCCACUGCCCCUGUAACAGUCUUCAAAGGAUCCAAGAGGCCUUAUAUGAAGGAAUGUAUUCUCAUCGUAAACCACGAUACURGAGAGUACCGUCUGGAGAAACUCAACAGCAACAUUGCUGUCAAGAAGACCAGGGCUGAAGGCAGCAGUAAGAUCCAGUCUCGUAUAGAGCAGCAGACCAGUCGUCUGAGCCAGCAGAUGAAGACUAGUGGUAAUGGCAGCAGCAGCAAGACCCCAGCAGGCUCCAAGAGUUCUCCUCCCAAAGAGAAUAUGUCCCCUGCCUCCCCCAUGGAUGACAUUGAGAGAGAGCUAAUGGCAGAGGCGCGGGUCAUGGACCAGAUGAGUAGUGGGGACUCGUCCUCAGACUCCCACAGCUCCUCAUCCUCCAGUAGUGGGGACAGUUCCAGCGGUAGUGACUCUGAGGAUGAGUCCCGGCACCCCCCCCCCCCUAGACCCCCUGGGGGUCCCCCCACAGGGCCACCACCCCACCAGGGCAUGCCUGUCCUCACCACUGUCACCACCACCACCUCCCCACCAUCACCAACUCGCAGUGGAGGACACCUAUUGAGCACAUUAAAGAAUGACCUGCAAUUAAGUGAGUCUGGCAGUGAAAGUGACGAUGACUGACCAGUGAGUGACACUAUAAUACUGUGGGUGUGUUCAAGA